AUGCCUCGCGCUUCUACCUCAACCCGUGGCGCUGCCGAACGCGCCCCUGCGCGCGGCGCUUGGAUUACCAAGACGCAGGCGUAUGACCGCUACUCUCUCGGCCCUUCGGACCUCGACAACAUCCUACCCGUCAGCGUUGAGCGCAACAGUAGUGGCAAUGGUUAUAUUCACAAGUACAACGAAUGCGACGUUCGGCUCCUCCGUGCCAAGAUUGUCGAUAUGGUGGCGACAUUGCAAGUUGGGGCGCCUGAGGGAGAUACUGUGCCCGUGAAUGGUAAAACGAUCGUACGGACGCAGGCUAAGAGGGAUUAUAAGCUUGACGAUAACCAGAUGGACCGCAUUCGACCGCGCCGUAUUCAGCCCAACCCCCACCGCUCGAGCGCUUCUCCAAUGCGGAUAUACAACGUCUGUGAUGUGCAAGCACUCGCGGACGGUAUUGCCAGUCUCAAGGAUCGACCUGCUCCUGCGGACGCGCUCGCGGCGCACAAUGCCAUCCCAUACGGAAGCCCUUAG
Molecule: messenger RNA, 513 nt
Organism: Peniophora sp. CBMAI 1063
Lineage: Eukaryota; Fungi; Basidiomycota; Agaricomycetes; Russulales; Peniophoraceae
Source: the annotation of a GenBank genome assembly